CCUCCACCUGACUCACGCGAGCUACUGCCACCACUUGUAGCAUGUUUACCAACAGCCUUCAUGGCACCACGCCCUCCUCCGGCUCUCAUGCCCAUCCUGGCACCGACAUUGCGGCAGAGAGUCAACUUCAUGAGCGAUAGCGCCGAAGGCUGGUUACCGCUUUUGUCCUGGGACGAGGAAAGAGCCGCCAGGUUACCAGACGUUGUCGAGAGGAUGCAGCUCGAAGCACAUCCUGUAUCCGGCGAGCUUGAUCUUGGAGACGUACGUCCCGCCAAGUACAGACGGCUAGACGACGAAACCUUGCACUCCAGGCUGGACGUGGAUCAGUAUGAACUCUCGCCUCUAUUCGUAUGGUGCGAGAACGAUGAGCACGGCGAGACAGGAGCAGGAUGGAAGCUCACCGAGCUCCGAAGUCUUGAAGACGCUGAGGACGGAGCACCAUGGUUUGACUCGGUACUGGAAGCAAACGAUGCUGCUUCGACCCACACAAUACCCGUACCGCAGAACAACGGCCACACGAGCAGUCACGCAGCCUUCUCGAUACCUGCCGACGAGGAAGACGAAGACGACGGCAGCUACUGGGCAGCAUACGACCGCACACCGGGCCGCACACCAGCCCAGAAGCACUCCCCUGCUCCGCCAGCAAGCACAUCUCUACAGAGCGGCAACCGCCAACGAUCACAAUCCGAACUAGAAUACUUCGCUCGCUAUGGCGGCGUGCAACCAGCAAUGGACGGCCACGACCCAGACGAAGAAACUCCAGACACAGCAGCACCAGCACCAGCAUUAGCACCAGCGCCAGUCUCGCUACGACCCGACAACCCACCUCCACAACGCACAUACGUCCCACUAGGUCUCGAAACGAACAAUCUCGCGCCUGAUAAGGCGCACGACUCCGUGCUCGCAAGCGCAAAUGCACAAUACAUGCGCGACGGGCCCGCGGGCGACCUCUCCAUGCCGCGGCCUAUUUCGCCUACCUCCUCCCAAGGCAGCGUCGAGAGGCUGGAAGAGCAAGCAGAGGUCAUCGUAGUUACGGAUCGCGCACAGUUGGGCAUAAAGCAGCAUAUCAGCACGGAUAUCAAGAGUUUGUUUCGGUUGGCGAAGAGCGCUGGGAUGGAACGGUCGGACUUUGAUGAGUUUAUCAGAAGAGAGCUGGACGUGUUAUGUCUCCUUGAAGCGGAUGAGUAA
Baudoinia panamericana UAMH 10762 is the source of this 1188-nucleotide messenger RNA. RefSeq lists its product as uncharacterized. The annotation marks the transcript as partial. The record is from RefSeq and is a predicted model, not a curated record. Lineage: Eukaryota; Fungi; Ascomycota; Dothideomycetes; Mycosphaerellales; Teratosphaeriaceae. The transcript is spliced from 2 exons.